Molecule: messenger RNA, 1344 nt
Organism: Coprinopsis cinerea okayama7#130
Lineage: Eukaryota; Fungi; Basidiomycota; Agaricomycetes; Agaricales; Psathyrellaceae
Product: miller-Dieker lissencephaly protein
Exons: 8
Coding region: 1-1344 (447 amino acids)
Biological process (GO): negative regulation of transcription by RNA polymerase II
Cellular component (GO): nucleus; transcription repressor complex
Molecular function (GO): protein binding
Source: RefSeq, a predicted model, not a curated record
AUGUCUCUGUUAUCAGACAGGCAGAAAGAUGACCUAUCUCGUUUCGCGUAUGCUGACAUUUUACUCGUUUCGAGGCAUAAAGCCAUGCUCGACUAUCUAUACGCAAAUAACCACACCGCGGCGUUCAACGCUCUGAAAGAGUCAGCAGGAAUUACCUACACUCCAGAUCCAACCGCUCGAUACACCGGCCUUCUCGAGAAGAAAUGGACAAGUGUAAUUCGAUUGCAGAAGAAGAUUAUGGAACUAGAGAACAGAAACGCCGCACUACAAGAAGAAUUAUCCAUGUCCCCAGCCAGACGCGCCGCCUCGCAGGCAGACUGGUUACCGCGAGCGCCAGCGGCGCACGUCCUCACCGGCCAUCGCGCCCCUCUCACCAGCAUAGCCUUCCACCCGCAAUACUCCAUCCUUGCAUCAGCCAGCGAAGACACCACAGUCAAGAUCUGGGACUGGGAAACGGGCGAAUUCGAACGCACUCUCAAAGGCCAUACCAAGCCUGUCAACGACCUCGACUUUGAUCAUAAAGGCCAUCUCUUGGUGACGUGUUCGUCAGACCUAUUCAUCAAGAUCUGGGAUUCACAGAAUGAAUGGAAGAACACGAAGACGUUUGUAGGACACGACCACGCCGUAUCAGCCGUACGCUUCAUGCCUGGAGAUCAGCUUAUCGUGAGCGCGAGUAGAGAUCGGACAAUAAGAGUAUUCGAUGUGGCUUCAACACACCAAGUUAGAACGCUGUCGGGACACUCAGAAUGGGUUCGGUGUGUGAUACCCUCCGCAGAUGGUACCAUGUUGGCGAGCGGUUCGAAGGAUCAGACUGUUCGGCUAUGGGAUCCCUUGACUGGAGAGCCCAAGUCGGAGCUGCGAGGGCACGAGAACGACGUGGAAGCUGUCGCCUUCGCCCCUAUAUCCGCUUAUGCCGCUAUUCGAGAGUUGGCGGGUAUCCCUAACGAUCGAACGAAACGCCACGGGCUCUUCCUUGCGUCAGGAGCUCGAGACAAGACUGUCAAGCUUUGGGACACGCAAACUGGCCAAAUGAUUCGCAACCUUGCGGGCCACGACAAUUGGGUCCGCGCCCUCGCUUUCCACCCCUCCGGCAAAUACCUCCUCUCCUCCUCUGACGACAAAACUGUACGCGUAUGGGAACUCUCCACGGGACGGUGCCUCAGAAUAGUAGAAGCCCACUCGCAUUUCGUCGCCGCCCUCGCUUGGGGAAGACAAGCAGCGGGUAAAUCGGGCAGCGAAAAGAAGGUGAACGGGGUGGACUCGGUGGAUGCAGAGCCGGAGAAGGUGGUGAAUGUGGUGGCAACGGGCAGUGUGGACGAGACGAUUAAGAUCUGGCUGCCCUGA